Molecule: messenger RNA, 2529 nt
Organism: Micropterus salmoides (largemouth bass)
Lineage: Eukaryota; Metazoa; Chordata; Actinopteri; Centrarchiformes; Centrarchidae
Product: E3 ubiquitin-protein ligase RNF126-like
Exons: 9
Coding region: 46-981 (311 amino acids)
Biological process (GO): protein ubiquitination
Cellular component (GO): cytoplasm
Molecular function (GO): ubiquitin protein ligase activity
Source: RefSeq, a predicted model, not a curated record
CCCUGCUACCCGUCCGUACCGUACAAACCGCUCUACUGUUUAGAAAUGGCUGAAGCUCCCCCACGGCCCUGCCGGUUUUUUUGCCACCGGUGUUCAGCAGAGAUUAGUCCACGUUUACCGGACUACACCUGUCCACGCUGUGAAUCUGGCUUCAUUGAGGAACUGCCUGAGGAAAGAAGUAAUGAGACUGGCUCUGCAUCCACGUCCUCCAGCAGUGAUCAGAACCGCCCAUCAUUUGAGAACAUGGAUCAUCAACAUUUAUUCACAUUUCCCUCUGGGUAUGGCCCGUUCGCCCUUGGGAUUUUUGAUGAAAACUUCGACCUUCGAACGCGGCUACCAACAGAGGACAACCGAGAGACAGAAAACAGGAGAGAAAGGGAAAUGGCAUCACGGCAGCGAUACAGCGCACGGCAACCACGGGGUCGACAUGUUCCUCGACGACAGGGUACGCGCCAUGAAGGAGUGCCCACAUUAGAGGGGAUUAUCCAGCAACUAGUAAAUGGAAUCAUAGCACCUACAGCCAUGCCAAAUAUCGGGAUGGGACCAUGGGGAAUGCUACAUUCCAAUCCAAUGGACUAUGCCUGGGGUGCCAAUGGUCUUGAUGCUAUUAUUACACAGUUGUUGAACCAGUUUGAAAACACGGGUCCCCCUCCUGCUGACAGAGAGAGGAUAAAGAGUUUACCCACCAUCUCCAUUACAGAGGAACAUGUGGGUGCUGGUUUAGAGUGUCCUGUGUGCAAAGAAGACUACAGCGUUGAGGAGAGUGUUAGACAAUUGCCAUGCAAUCACUUGUUUCACAAUGACUGUAUAGUACCAUGGCUGGAACAGCAUGAUACGUGUCCUGUGUGCCGGAAGAGUCUUAGCGGACAGAACACAGCAACAGACCCACCAGGGUUAUCAGGAAUGAACUUCUCUCCCUCCUCCUCCUCCUCUUCCUCCCCCAGCUCACCUAGCAAUGAGAAUGCUACCAGCAACUCAUAGAUUUUCACCUCACAUCCGAAAACCUCACAACAUACGUCAAACGAGACCCAACGUCUCCUCUCUACAGCUGAGACCAGGACAGUUGUCCGUUUCAAUUCAAGGGGACAAAAUGAGUUGAGGUGCAGACUGUUAGUUAUCAUUCCUCCCCCUGUGCUGAACGGACGCUGGGUCCAGCUUCUGCUGCUAUUGUUGCUGAGUAUUUGAGGAGGUGGGACUGGGCAGUGUUGAAGGAGGAUCCAGAAAGGAUGUGAAUAAUAAUAAUAAAAGUGGGAUUGUGACCAGAACUGGAGCGGAGUUUGAGCCAGAGUGGACUGCUUUUUGAUGGAGAUGUGUCUGCCAUGAGUCUAGGACACAUUUUAUAUUUUAAAGACAAAUGCUCUUUUAAAAAAAAGAUUUAAAAAAAUCCUGUGGUGGUGCAGAGUACAUAGAUGUGUAGAUAGAGAAUUCAUUUUGAACUGUCAGCAACUGUACAGCUAAUGGAUAAAACUACAACCUUGUGGAAGGGAGUGUAUGCAUCUGAUUUUUAUUUAUUGGCACAUUUGUUUUUUUUAAAUUUUGCACAAAAUUCUGUCUGAUGUUGCAACACAAUCUCACUCCCAACUCGUCACACAUGGACGCUUGGUCAAGACCCCUUGGUGCCGCUUUUUAACGCCUGGGUACCCCUUUAGUGUUGUUUCUGCAGGUGUUAGGGCUUCGUGGUUCGAAAGGUCCACAACUUUCGGUUAGACUUUUCAUAUAAAACUAGUGGUUAGUGUUUUAAAAUGUUGCUAUUUAGUUAGGUUGAGGCACCAAAAUUACUUGGUAAGAUUUAGGAAAACAUCAUGGUUUGUGUUAAAAUAACUGUAUGUUACUUAAGUGACUUAAGUUACGUAUGUUACCUAAUGUACUUUCUUAAUGUAACUAUAAUUAAUCACAUGUUGACUUUUUGUUUCACACAGGAAACAAACACUGGCCUCCUGGGUGAAUGUCCAAUUUCUGGCCCGUCCACCCCAACUACCUCCUUACUCUGACUUUUCUGUUAUGUUCUAUUUAUGUACUACAACUGCUUUCAGCAUUCAAAAAUGACGCUAAAGAGCUUCUCCUUUAUAGAGAUUAUGGUUGAACUAUGACGCUAAAGGGCUUCCCGGUGUGUUACAAACUGAUGCCAAGGGGUCAUGACCAUGCGUCCAUAUGUGACAACUUGGGAGUGAGAACGGGUUGGAUGUUGAAUGUGAAUUUGGGUAAACUACUGAGCAAAAAAAAGAAAAAGAUUUUUUCACACUUUUGCAUUGAAUAAGUCUUUUAGGACUUGUGUCUUUUGGUUUAUCCUGAAAAGGUAAAGAUCCACACAGCUCUAACAGUGGAUGCAUUUUUAUUCCUCAAGUGAAAAAGUCGCAAAUCUACUUAUUUAUUGAAGCCUUGCCCAAGAUACAAACUGAGCAUUGUAAAAGGAAAAAGGAUAUCUAAAAAAAGGCAUGGGGAUCAUCUUACCUCUAUGGAACUGACCAAAUGUGUUUAUUAUUUUAUUUACUGAUUUUUCGUACAGUCACAAUAAAGCGCUAAAACAAA